CCGCUGCUGCUCCUUCUCCUCCCUUUUCUUCCAGAAUGGCGAAAGGGAAAGGGAGUGAUGAUGGUUCGGGAGAUGCUGAUUCAGGUGCUUACACAGUUUUCAUGGACAGCAAUUUUGGUACCCAUCUCGUCAUGAUCGUAGCUGCGAAGGACACAGUCCGCGACCUUAAAGAGAAAAUAAUGAUUGAACACCCUUGUUGCUUUCCUAACAUCGGCAAGAUUAUUGUCAAUGCUUUAAAGGUAAAGCGCAAAGGUUGCUUUUAUCACCUAUCAGAUUCUAUGCUUGUUAGAAGUGUUUUCGACGGGUUUAUGAAAACAUGGUUUUUGCAAUUUGAUGCUUCUCGUGAAGGGGAACACAAGGAAAAUCCAUAUCACUUGGAGCCUUGGGCUAGUGAGCCACCAACCCAUGUGUUCACCAUAGAUGGCCCUUUGCCUGAAACAAAUACUCUUCUACUUGAUUGUCCUUCCAAAGAUGUGUCCAUUUUAGCUGUUCCUACGGUUCCUCAAAUUGCAAACAGCCAGCCAAGGGGUAUAUUUCCUCAAAACUCGUCUGAUGGCAAACAGAAACUUAAAAAUGCUGAUUCAGAGGGUUUAUCUAUUAGACUUCUUGAAGAUGAUCAUUUGAUUCCUCAAAACCUAUCAGAUGACAAACAAAAACCUAAAAAUGCUGAUUCAGGUAGGUUAAACGAAGAUGGCCCUUUGCUUAGUUCAGGCAAUAAGACAAAGAAAAAGAAAAAGAAUUAUAAACCAUCAAUUACCAAUGAUCAAGUAGACUAUGCAAUACCUUUUGGAAAAAAUGUAAGGGCAGAGACUUCAGAGGAAGCUUUGGGAAACAAUCAUGGAGAUUUGGAGGGAGAGAUUCAUGCAGCAUUGGCUAAUGAACAGACUAAUGCUGCUGAUCCUUUUGUUGCUCUUGACGUGUGUGAACCUGGUACUAGCAAGGUGGAGAGAGGGAAAACCUCUGACCACAUAGAGGCAUCCAGGGUAAGAAAGUCAAAAAGGUCAAAGAAACAUCAGACUGCCAGUAUGGAAGGACUUAAUCUGUCUGUGGUAGCUGAGCCUGGUAAGCUCACAAAGGAUGGCACAACUUUGGCGUAUGAAAAUGUUUGCAGUGACAACAGUGUUGGUGAUGUUGUAAGGGGAGAGACUUCUGAGGUAGCUUUUGGAAUCAACCAUGGAAAUUUGGGAGGAGAGAUUGAUCCAGCAUUGGCUUCUGGGAAAACUGAUGCCGCUGAUCCUUUUGUAGAUGUUGAUAUGCGUAAACCUGGUACGAGAAAUGUGGAGAGAUGGGAUACCUCUGACCUUGUAGAGACAUCCAGAGGAAAAAAAUCAAAAAGGUCAAAGAAACAUCAGGCUGCCAGUGUGAAAGGACUUGAUCUGCCCAUGAUUGCUGAGGCUGGUAAGCUAGCAAAGGAUAGCACAACUUUGGCGUAUGAUAAUGUUUGCAGUGACAACAGUGUUGGUGAUAAUGUAAGGGGAGAGACUUCUGAGGUAGCUUUUGGAAUCAACCAUGGAAAUUUGGGAGGAGAGAUUGAUCCAGCAUUGGCUUCUGGGAAAACUGAUGCCGCUGAUCCUUUUGUAGAUGUUGAUAUGCGUAAACCUGGUACGAGAAAUGUGGAGAGAAGGGAUACUUCUGACCACGUAGAAGCAUCCAGACGAAAAAAAUCGAAAGGGUCAAAGAAACAUCGGGCUGCCAGUGUGAAAGGACUUGAUCUGCCCAUAAUUGCUGAGGCUGGUAAGCUAGCAAAGGAUAGCACAACUUUGGCGUAUGAUAAUGUUUGCUGUGACAACAGUGUUGGUGAUGAUGUAAGGGGAGAGACUUCUGAGGUAGCUUUUGGAAUCAACCAUGGAAAUUUGGGAGGAGAGAUUGAUCCAGCAUUGGAUUCUGGGAAAACUGAUGCCGCUGAUCCUUUUGUAGAUGUUGACAUACGUAAUCCUGGCUGCCAGUGUCAAAGGACUUGA
Molecule: messenger RNA, 1961 nt
Organism: Telopea speciosissima
Lineage: Eukaryota; Viridiplantae; Streptophyta; Magnoliopsida; Proteales; Proteaceae
Exons: 4
Coding region: 36-1961 (641 amino acids)
Source: RefSeq, a predicted model, not a curated record